This is a messenger RNA of Epinephelus lanceolatus (giant grouper), 1097 nucleotides long. RefSeq lists its product as uncharacterized. Gene Ontology annotation, biological process: response to bacterium. The record is from RefSeq and is a predicted model, not a curated record. NCBI's taxonomy places the organism in Eukaryota, Metazoa, Chordata, Actinopteri, Perciformes, Serranidae.
AGCUGUGGAGAAGAAGCCGGAUCAGUGAAGCAGACAAGAUGCUGUUCUUUGUGAAUGUUUCCCUGCUCUGGUCUCUAUGUGCGGCACAGUUAAGUGAAAUCUCUCAGCCUGUUCGCUUCCAAACAGUGAAGCUCGGAGACUCGGCUACCAUUGAAUGUCACAUAAGAAGUGAGCUGAAAAAAAGAGUGUGGUACAAAUUCACCACAGGGAAAGGACUACAGCUUGUGGCAGCAUUCAAUUUUUUCUUUAAUCGGAGUAUAUUUGCUGAUGACUCUCAUCACCAUUAUUCAGUCAAAUUUGACAAAAUCAACAGUCAUCUGAGCAUAUCUGAAACAACAUGGGAAGACACUGGAACAUACUUCUGUGGAGUCAUGCACUUGAACAAAAUUCAGUUUGGAUCAGGGACCUUUCUGAUGCUGAAAGGUGUGAACAUAAUCAGUGACUCUUCAAUCCAGCAGCCGGAGUCUAAAUCAGUCCAGCCAGGAAACUCAGUGACUCUCAGCUGUUCUGUUCAUACAGGCCACUGUGCAGCAGAACACACUACUGUCAUGUGGCUGAAAAACUCUAAUCAUUCUGCUCCACAAAUGAUUUACUCCUCUGGGAAUAAAAUCUGCCAGAAGACAGGGAGUGGAGACUCUACCUGUGUGUACAACCUUCACAUGGGGAACCUCAGCUCUGAUGAUGCUGGAACCUACUACUGUGUUGUGACUUCAUGUGGACGGACGCUGUUUGGGAAAGGGACAAGGAUUUAUAUUUACAACACUGCUGUCACCAGACCAGCUGAACUGAGUCCAACCAUUAUUGCACUUAUGUUGUCGAACAUCAUUCUUGGGAUUUUAACACUCAUUCUUAUAUGGACAUUUUGCAAGAGACAGAAGAGAGAUUCCACAGAGGAAAUCGAUGGAUCAUCUGAAGGCAAUCAGAGUGAUGCAGUUACCUAUGCAGCUGUGCGUUCUGCCCCAAGAAGCCUCCACCCAAAACGAGCUACAGAGAAAUACAGUGGAGACUCUGUGGUUUAUUCUAACAUUAAAUAUUGUCACCAGAACCGAGAAGUUUCAUCUGGGCAGGGCAGACACACCAGGGAGAUUGAAGGCUGA